Neoarthrinium moseri is the source of this 543-nucleotide messenger RNA. RefSeq lists its product as uncharacterized. The transcript has a single exon. NCBI's taxonomy places the organism in Eukaryota, Fungi, Ascomycota, Sordariomycetes, Amphisphaeriales, Apiosporaceae. Bases 1 to 543 code for a protein of 180 amino acids. The record is from RefSeq and is a predicted model, not a curated record.
AUGGACGUAUCGUCACUGCUUUGCUGCAUCUUCUCCGACAAUAGAAUUGCUCUCGGCAGCGAAAGCCCGUCUUGUCAGCCAAUUGUCUACCGCAAGCCACAGCCGACAGCGCCUCCGCAAUGGCAAAUAUCCACGCAUGACAGUUUUGAUGCCACUGUGGCGAAGGUUGUCAAUAUCCUGCGAUCUGCGGACGAGCGCGGCUUUACACUAAGUAAGCAGAUUGAUGAUGCCAUCGGCGUGGAGGGCUGGACCGAGUGGAUAGCUGAGAGAGUCUUGGAGGUUAUCGAAGGUGUUUUGAAGGAGGGUCGGGAGAAAAUGGCACAGGCCAUGGUAGAGGCGUACGACAAAGCAUCCGAAGCUGCUAAUGCCGUUUUCCAUUUCGCAAAGGAUCAUCCUGUCACAACGGCGGUCCUGCUCACGAUCAUUGCGAUCGGUGUGCUAACCAUACUUGCUCCUGUCAUUGUGGAAGCCCUCGGGUUUGCUGAACUUGGACCAGUUGAAGGUAUCACCUCAAAUUCGAGCUAUAUACAUUUCACUGUAUAG